AUGGCGCAAGAAAAUCCAAACUGUUCGAACAAAUUAAAUGAAAAAGAUAGUGGAAAGAUCGACGAAAAGAGUCACGAAUUUCUUCGUAAACUUUAUUAUUUUAUAGGAAAUUAUGAAGGUCAACUUCCUAACCUCAGAGACAUUUUUCGGCCCGAAGCUGUCGAGUGGCUUCUCACGGAAUCUGUCAAAUCUGAUACGUUGGUGCCAAGACCUCUCGUCAACUUUGUGGUCAACACCGGCUACAAAGACGAGCCUGACGUUGGCGAAGACGCCAAGCCAUCAAUGCGUCGCACCACACCGAUACAUCAUGCGACUCGGAAGAAUCGAGGAUACUUGACUCCUGAUCUUUUCAAAAUUUACGACAGAUGUGAUGUCAAUUACACAGACGAAGAUGGAUUGACGCAUUUUCACGUGGUCUGCGAGUAUGGCUGUGACGACAUCGUCGAGAAAUUUCUCGAACACGGAGUAGAUCCCAAUUUUCUCGAGCAAGGAACAGAUUAUUCUCCGCUGCACUUGGCUCUGAUCAACGAUAGCGAACAAGUGUUUAAAUUGCUGCUGAGAAGCGGCGCAGAUCCGAAUCUAGCUAAUGCAGAGGGAUGUACUCCUCUGCAUAUGAUUUGUCGGAAUAAACACUACGAUGAGUAUGCGAUUUGGUUGUUCGAAAUGAGCCACGAAAAAUAUCAUCCGAUAAACGUUGGUGCCGUGGACAAGUCGGGUGAUACCCCAUUGCACUUGGCUGUGGCCGAAGGUCACUGCAAGGCGAUCGAAUUUCUACUGAAAGCAGGCCGCAACAGACGCGGAAGGAUCGACUCCACUGCAUGUUAUUUGCAACAGAGACAAAUACGACAACAAUGUCGACGAGUGCCAUGA
Messenger RNA from Trichogramma pretiosum, 870 nucleotides. Its product is annotated as 26S proteasome non-ATPase regulatory subunit 10-like. Gene Ontology annotation, biological process: positive regulation of transcription by RNA polymerase II. Lineage: Eukaryota; Metazoa; Arthropoda; Insecta; Hymenoptera; Trichogrammatidae. The coding region runs from base 1 to 870 and encodes 289 amino acids. The record is from RefSeq and is a predicted model, not a curated record. The transcript has a single exon. Gene Ontology annotation, molecular function: transcription cis-regulatory region binding; protein binding. Gene Ontology annotation, cellular component: nucleus.